AUGAGUUUUGCCAAAGGAUUUUAAUUGUUGCCAGUGGGUUUAAUAAAAACAGAGGAAGCAUUUACGGGAAUGCUUUAUACAUCUUAGAAUACAUAAACUUAAAUAAAGCAGAGACAUAAUAUAUAAGGAGAACUAUUGAUAUAGAUUAAUGGUUAUAUAUUUAAAUUAGAGGGAGUAAGGAAUAAUAUAAAUAAAAAAGGAAAAAGGCUAUAAAGAUGAUACAGUAGCAGGAAGCAAAUAUAUAAGAUAAUUGUUGAGAAUGUCUUUUACAGAUAAGAUUGACGUGGCAGUAUUUACACUGCCAAAAGAUAAAGAGUAUAGAUUGGGAGUUUUAGAUAUUGAAUUAGAUAUAGUUUAAUAGUAAGGGAGUAUGGACAAAGUGGAAUUGGAUUCAGAAGAGUUAGCACCAUUUUUGAAAAGAGCAUAUUCAGGUUUGUUCUUUAGGAAAGAUCAAAUCCAGUUAUUUUCAUAUGUGGGAAAUAUUUACUUAUUUAAAGUAUAUAAAUUGAUUUAAAUUGAUAGGUUACUCGUACAGAUGUAUUGAGUGUCGGAGUAGAAUCAUAAUAAGUAAAAUUUACAUAAGGAGGAAUGUUAGUUGAUGUGACAGAAAUAGAAUUUAGUAUUAGAUAGGGAGUAAAUCAAUUGAAAAUGAAGAAUGCAUCAACAUAAACAGCAAGUAUUUUUAGAGAAGAUUUUUCAUUUGAUAAAUUGGGAGUAGGUGGAUUAGAUAAAGAAUUAGCAAAUAUAUUUAGAAGAGCAUUUUCAUCAAGAAGAUUUCCAUAAGCAUUUCUUGAGAAAUAUGGUAUUAAACAUGUAAAGGGUUUAUUAUUGUAUGGUCCUCCAGGAACAGGUAAGACAUUAAUUGCAAGAUAACUGGCUAAAGUAUUAAAGGCUAGACCACCUAAGAUAGUAAAUGGGCCUGAGAUAUUUAGUAAAUUUGUAGGAGAAGCAGAAGAGAAUGUUAGAAAGUUAUUUGCUGAAGCAAUAGCAGAUUAAGAUACAAAAGGAGAUUAAAGUGAUUUACAUAUAAUAGUAUUUGAUGAGAUGGAUGCAAUAUGUAAAUAAAGAGGAUCAAUAAAUUCUGGAACAGGUGCUUAUGAUAAUGUUGUUAAUUAAUUAUUAUCUAUGAUUGAUGGAGUUAAUUCACUUAAUAAUAUUUUAGUGAUAGGUAUGACUAAUAGAAAAGAUUUAAUUGACGAAGCUGUUUUAAGACCUGGUAGAUUUGAAGUUCAUAUUGAAGUAGGAUUACCAGAUGAAUAAGGUAGAUAAUAGAUUUUAAAUAUUCAUACUGAAAAUCUUAGGAAAAGUGAAGCACUUGAUAAAGAUGUAAAUCUAGAAGAAUUAGCUACAAUUACUAAAAAUUAUACAGGUGCUGAAAUUGAGGCAGUUGUUAAAUCAGCAUCAUCUUUUGCAUUUUAAAGAAUGUAGAAUAUAUUUGAUUUUUAAAAGAAAUUAAAUAAAUAAGAUGAACUUAAAGUUAAGAGAAGUGAUUUUAUGAAUGCAUUAGAUGAAGUUAAACCUUAAUUUGGUAUUGAUUCAAAUAAAUUUGAUUUACUUCUUAAAAAUAGAUUAAUUGAUUUUGGUGAUGAAUUUAGAAAACUAUAAAAAAUAUUAAGAAAUACUAUAGAUUAAACUAGAUUUGGUAAAAAUUCCCAAUUAAAUUCUGUUUUAUUGGAAGGAGAUUAAGGUUCUGGUAAAACUAGUGUUGCAGCUUGGCUUGCAGUUGAAUGUGGAUUUCCUUAUGUUAAAUUAAUAUCUCCUGAAACAUUUAUUGGAUUGACUGAAGGUGCUAUAAUCAAUCAAAUGGUUAGAAUCUUUAAUGAUGCUUACAAAUCAUCCCUUUCUUGCAUUCUUAUUGAUAAUAUUGAAAGACUUAUAGAAUAUGUAGAUAUUGGACCUAGAUUUUCAAAUGCUAUCCUUUAAGCUUUGUUAGUACUCAUUAAAAGGUUACCUGAUAAAGUAAUUAAUAUUUAUUAUAUAAUUUUUAGUCUUAAUGCAGAUUACUCCUUAUUGGAACUACAUCAUAAUAUCAUAUUAUGAAAUAACUAGAAGUUGUCUCUUGUUUCAAUGUUGCUUUUAAAGUACCCAAUCUAAUUAAACCUGAUGAAAUUAGAUUAGUCAUUUAAGAUUAUCUAACCACAUCCCCUUAAUCAUAAAAUAAACUUUAAUUAACCUAAUAGUAAGAAUUAUAAAUUAAUACAAUUGCAUCACAAAUCAAGGACAUUCCUAUCAAAAGAUUAUUAAUGCUACUUGAUAUGGUUGGAGCCUAAGAAAAAGGUUUGAAUGUAGACGAAUUCAUGAUAUGCUACACUACUGUUAUGAUGAAUCAUCUUUGAGUAUUUUAUUUUAUCCAGAU
Molecule: messenger RNA, 2356 nt
Organism: Paramecium sonneborni
Lineage: Eukaryota; Ciliophora; Oligohymenophorea; Peniculida; Parameciidae
Source: the annotation of a GenBank genome assembly